Molecule: messenger RNA, 2676 nt
Organism: Thermothelomyces thermophilus ATCC 42464
Lineage: Eukaryota; Fungi; Ascomycota; Sordariomycetes; Sordariales; Chaetomiaceae
Product: NAD(P)-binding-like protein
Exons: 7
Coding region: 172-2676 (834 amino acids)
Source: RefSeq, a predicted model, not a curated record
CUUUACUACUUGAACUCGGUCCCCCUACUAAUAAUCUCCUCAACCUAAGCUACCUACACUUAAUUACAUCCACAUUGCCUUCUGCCACUCCGACUGGUAUUGGAACGAGAGGGAAAGAAAAGAAAAUUGAGAACAAACCGAACCAUCCUGGACUCACGAAUCUCGCCCGCCAUGAAUCCCUUUCAGGGCUUGCGUGAGUACGAGCGCUCAAGCCCGUGGCCCGAGAAGACACCGAUUUCGAUUCGCUUGAAGGAUGGGCUUAGCAUCACGCUCACCAUUCCCAAUUUUGGGGUUGCGGCAAGAACCGAUGACCAGGUCGGCUCCAAUGCGACUUUGACCCGCGUCGCCCUUGCUCAUGCCGCGUUCAAGUCGGCGUUGCAGCCCGAGGCCGCCCUCGACGACAGCUUCUUCAAGACGUGCGUUGCUGAAGUCAACGUUAUCAAACUUUUCUUUCCAGACAUCACAUCAGAGGCCGUCCUGAUCGUCUUCACGGCAUGGCUAGCUUUUGCUUGUGCUAUGGACGACGUUAUCGAGACGCUCGAUCUGGGAGACCGUGAGCUCGUCCUGUGGGACUCCAUCCAGCUUUUGAUCCCCACUCCAGAUACUUCCCUACAGAGAUCAGAGUCCCUGGCACCCGAGGCUAAGGACAAGCGCGUUCAGGCCCUGGCAAGGGCACUGCUCGACCAUUGCACCCGCUACCUCUCGCCAAAGAGCGCCGACGCCUUUUUCAACGCGGUAUGCCGAGUAUUGGAGGCCCACGCGGCCGAGGUUGGCUUCCUCCAAGGCCGGAACAACGACAGCUUCGCUGAGUAUCUCUCCGUCCGCAGCCGGACCAUCGCAUUGAGCCCCUUCUUCGAGGUCAUCAAAGCCGAGUAUCUGGCAGAGCCCGACUGGGACUUCAACGACGCCUGGCUGGGACUGCAGGACGAAGUCUCGAGAGCGGCCGGGCUCCAGAACGACCUGAUCGGGUUGCUGCGCGACAUCGAAGACGGCGAGCAGCUGAACGCUGUCGUGAUCCUGAUGCGCGGCUUCCGAGGCUACGACGCAAACCGGCUCGACCGCAACAUUCUGGCCCGCUGUGUCUCCAUGGUCGCUGCCGAGCACAACGCCAGCGCCGCCCGAUGUUUCGAGCGCAUGACAGAACUGCACCGAGCGGCCCAAAAUUCGCCCGGCUCAUCCGUCGAGAGGGUCGAGAAGGUUGCCCGCCAUAUCAUCAUGAUGUGCGAGACGCACCUGCGAUGGUGCUCCUCGUCCAAGAGAUACCGGCUCGAGAUUGCUGUCGACGAGAACUAUACUUCGCCGUCAUCAUCCGCGCCCAACACACCGGCGACGACCGCCGCCUUUCCGUCGGGCGAGGCACAAUCGCUUGAGUCAUGUGCUUCACAGUCUCGCGAGACCCAGGCGCAUCCUGAGCAGGCGGUGGUACACUCUGCAGGCAUCUUCCACGGGCUUCCGUCCUACCCCGACACGCCGGAGUGCCGCAAUCUGACAGCCCUCGUCACCGGAGCCACCGGCCUUUCCGGAUACCACAUGGUGAAAGUGCUGGCGGCAUUGCCGCAACGUUGGAGGAAGAUCUACUGCCUCAGCUCCCGCGCACCUCCUCCGAACUUCUUCGAGGACCUCGGCGAGGGUUCCAGCCGCGUGGAGCACUUGGCCGUCAACUUCUUAGAUGAUCCGUCCGAGAUCGCGCAACGACUGAGGGAGAAAAUCGUUGAGCAUGUCCUGCACCCAAGGGCGACGUCCUGGAUCUCUGGGCAAACGCCGAGGAACUGGCGGUUGUCAACGCGAAACACAGAGAACAUGUUCAACAACUUCAUCGCUGCCCUUCAGCUAACCUCGCUGCGGCCACGCCGAUUCAUGCUGCAGACGGGUUCCAAGCACUACGCAUUCUACCUCGGCCCUGCCUUCCUCCCGGCCUUCGAGUCCGACCCGCGCGUCCUGUUGGACCGGAACUUUUACUACGAGCAGGAAGACGCCCUAAACGUUGCCCGCCCGUCGUACAUCGUGGGCGCCGUCCGCGACGGCACGCUUAACCACCUGAUCGGUUUCGGCAUCUACGCGGCAGUCCAGGCGUUCCUCGGCGAGCCCAUCGCGUUCCCGGGUGACUACCACGCCUGGGACCGAGAGCAGGUCCAGAGCACCGGCAUGCUAAAUGCCUACUUUGAGGAGUGGCUCGUCCUUACCGGCAAGACGGCCAACGAGGCGUUCAACAUCCACGACGGCCAGUCCUUCACCUGGGGCCGGCUCUGGCCUUACCUGGCAAGCUGGUACCAGGCCGAGUGGCUGCCGCCGGCAGAGGAGGAAGACAAGUACCGGAGUGUGAAGCUGCCCUGCCCGACGACGCCGCGCGGCUACGGCCCGCAAGCCACGCUCCGCUCGACUUUUAGCCUUCUUGAGUGGUCCCUCCAGCCCCGGGUCGAGGAGGCCUGGAAAGACCUGGCGAAGCGUCACGGCCUGGUGUUGGACCCGUUCGACGACCGCUAUCGCGCUCGCAUCUUCUCCUUUUCCGACUCGGCCGUCAUCGGGGACGCGCCCAUGACCACGAGUGUGCGCAAGGCACGCGAGUUUGGCUUCUUUGGUACCGUUGACUCGUACCGUUCCAUCUUUGACACCUUUCACGAUCUGGCAAGGUUGAAGCUAAUCCCGGCUCCGGCGGUUAAGGAGUUCACGGCGUAA